Messenger RNA from Uranotaenia lowii, 5878 nucleotides. RefSeq lists its product as uncharacterized. The record is from RefSeq and is a predicted model, not a curated record. Lineage: Eukaryota; Metazoa; Arthropoda; Insecta; Diptera; Culicidae. The coding region runs from base 1320 to 5525 and encodes 1401 amino acids. The transcript is spliced from 14 exons.
UUCGAGUUCCGUACUUGGUCGGUGUAGCACGCGUUUGCUCUAGCUAGCUAGUGGUUUCGGAGUUGAUUUUCGCUGCUUUCAGAAGGAUUGUGCUUCAGCCCAGCCAGUCGGUUGGUUUUACUAUUUUAAUCAACCGUGGAUACUAGAAACGGCGGCUACCAUCCUUAAUAAAAACAUCAAUUGUGAUAGUGCUCGCGCGGUACCUCCCACAGGCUAGGAGGGAUGCUGUGUGCUGGUUGCUAGUGUUUUUUUUUAGCUAAGCACUCUACUGCUCUAGCCAACUACGUAUUCGUAUUUUCUUCUGAGUUUUUGUUGUUUGGCAGCAAAGGUGUUGAAAGAGAUAACCGCGCGUAAUUUGUGUUUGAUUCGACGCUAUAAAGUUGACGGUGUCUGUCGGAUUCUUCGGAUUUAUCACGAAAAGAACAACAAUCACAUCUGUUGCCCUGAAAAUUCAAUCCGUGGAGUCACGACUGCGCCAAUGUCGGAUUCUUCGGAUUUAUCACGAAAAGAACAACAAUCACAUCUGUUGCCCUGAAAAUUCUGUCUUCCCCGUUGGUAGUUUGCAGAGCAAAGGAAGAUUCUGCUGUAUUUGAAUAAAAUUUUCUUUGUUGAGCGCACGACCGUUGCGAUUGUGUGCGUUACUGAAAUUUCACAAAGGUGACCAUAAAGUACGUCGAAACGGUGCGAUAAGAAACUAUUAUGCUAGUAGGUACGCGAGUCAGUAAAAGUGGCUUAAAAUAAAGUUUUCGAAUGUGAAAAAAUUUCCACCAAACGUCCUUUAACUGGGGUGGUGCGUGAAAACGUUCCAUCUUUGUUUUUUAUCAGAACUCAGUCAUUAGCCAAGAAGAAAGUGCUCGGUUCAGUGGCUGGGGAAGAGCAAACCAAAAAAAAUCUACUAAAAAUAGUCACUCUUGACCCGUGGUGAGAGUUCACGUGUCGUCUGUUUUCUCGAAGGCUAAGUUUAGCAAUUCUCUGGAAAAAAGUGCUACUGAAGUGGUGCUCAAGAAAAGUGAUCCGAAGAAAAGUGUGCAUCAAUUCAUCCUCACAAUUGUCGAGGGCAGUGCUUCAAGGGUUCGGUCGCCUAGAUGUAACUUUGGUGACCCAGUGGUGUAUUUCAGUGUCGCCGACCCAUUAAUAAAGUGAUUCUAUCUUCCAAAUAAAAAAAAAAAGUGAUCAUUACCCUUCCCACGGUUCAGCUCCCAAACGGAUUAAAGUUGGCUGACGAGAAGCAUCCGGAGGUCGGGGAAUCUCGGAGUGUUGCCGCACAACAUUCCAGCGGUGUCCCUGGCGUUGUUGCAGCCAAUACUGCUUCAGCGAAGAUGAGCUUGAAAAAGGCCAGCCGCACCAAGAGCCUGUCGCUGAGUGGCGAUGAUUUUCCGCUGCGUCCGGCCAAACCAAAGGCCGCCUUCGCGACGGCCAAACGUCCCGAAGACACGAUGAAGAUCAUGAAGUUCAUCGAUGACAACGUUAUCGGCAAGGGUGUUGCCUUUCUGGGGCCGUUCGGAAGACGAAAAGUGGUAUACGCAGACUACGCUUCAUCCGGUCGAUCCCUGCAGUUCCUCGAGGACUACAUCAACAAAGAGGUGCUACCGGCAUUCGGUGAUACCAACUGCAUUUCCGCUGUCACCGGUCUUCAGUCCCACUUGUAUGACAACGAAGCGCGGGAUUUGGUGCGGGCAGCCGUCGGAGCGACACCGGAAGACGAUGUCGUGUUCUGUGAUAACCCUGCUGAGCGAUUGUGUUUCCUGCUAACCAAUAGCAGCAUACAGUUUUGUGAUAACAACACCAGUGGCCGCUCGAUGCCACCGAUACUGUUCGUCAGCACGUCGGAACCUAUCCGUAAUCUGAAGCCCUGGCUGGAUGCCGGUUGGCACGUGGAGCGUAUUGCCAAAAACCAUGAGGGUUUCUUGGACCUGGUGGAUCUGGAAAAGCGACUGCUCCAAUACUCGGAAGCUAAACGAUUAAUGGUUGGGAUGUUUUCAGGCGCUUCCCGGUUAACGGGGAUCUUGGCAGAUGAUGUGGCAACCACCAUUCUGCUGCAUCAGUAUGAUGCGCUUUCGAUUUGGGACCACAGCGUAGCAGCUUCCUGCGCACCGAUCGUGACCAAUCCGGUGCUACCGGGAGCUCAGAAAGAUUCUUUAUUCUUCCACUGCAAUCGAAUGAUCGGAGGUGUUCAAGCUCCAGGUGUUUUAAUAAUCAAAAAGCGUUUGAUCGAAAACAGUGUUUCGUUAUUGGCCGAUACGGUUGGAGUAGUCGGAGCAGUACGAGCAGGGCUAGUUCUACAAUUAAAAGAAUCGCUAGGAGUGCAGGCUAUCAUGAAUCGCAUGGAAAAAAUUUGCAAACAAAUGUUAGCACACGUGAGAACUAUACCGGAAAUAACUCUGCUCGGGCCUCCUUGUACUACGGCCAAACGCUUAACGACACUGUGUUUUAUGGUGCAUCAUCCCAGGGGAGCUUUUUUGCACCAUCGAUUUGUAGUGGCCGUUUUGAAUGACGUUUUUGGCGUUCAGGCAACCGCAGAUAACAUGAUAGCAGAUUUACUCGGGAUCAAUCCGCAGCUGGCUGUGGAAUAUGAGAAAAUACUCAACGAUGACUCACUCAAAGCGUCCAGCAUACAUCCUGGAUAUGUGAGAAUAACGCUACCAUUUUUCAUGACCGAAACCGAAGUCGCUUUCAUAUUGGAAGCUCUCAAAAUGGUAGCGACCGAGGCGUGGAAAUUGUUACCACAGUACGAAGUAGACGAUAACACCGGUGAAUGGCGACAUCAUUCGAAUUCGCUGGCUAAGGAACGUAAAUGGCUUGGGGCGAUCCGAUAUACCGACGGUAAAAUGUUGUUCUCCGAUCGUCGUAUCUCUGGUCCAGGAACGUUUCCACAAAGCUACUCGGACUGUCUGCAAACAGCGAGGAAUUUGUUCAAUCGCUCUCGAAAGAUGGCACUGCGGUCUGCCUCCGACGAAAUCAUCCUGAAGCUGCCACAUGCUGCUGUGGAAAACCUUCGUUGGUACAUGCUUCCGGGAGAGGCCCACGAACUGCUGCUGGGUCAUUCUCAUCGGGUCAAAAAUUCGGUGCCUUUCGAUCCUAGUCGAGUUCCAGAAAACCCUUCGCUUCUGAUGAUCCAUCGGCACCACAGUCUGUCGGCACUCGAUAUUAAACGAUUCAAAAGCCGAAGUCUGCCGGCGUCUCCGUUACAGCUUUCGAUCCGUCGACAGCAUUCGGUUUCGCCUCAACAAUCACACAGUCCAACUCCGACGCCAACAUCAUCUCCCCCGACCGUUCGCUUUUCUUUGGGCGGUGAAGUCGGCGGCUACAGUCCGCCACCGCAAGUUACAAAUCUUGUCGUCAACGAGUCCAGUACCAGUCGAAAUAGAUGCAAUAGUUGGAGCUCGCCUAUGAAUACGGUUGUUCUUAGAAGUCCUACUGGUAGCAGUCCGGAACCGGCCAAGGGCGGCUCUACUGCUACAACCAGUAGUGACCAAGGUGUCGUGUUCGGUGGUGGUGGUAGUAGUUAUACAAUACUCGCACCUCAAGCUCGCUACAGUUUGGGUUGGACCCAGCAGGUCCAGCAAAGACAGCGACAACUCUUAAACAAUUCCACUCAGUAUCCUACCAUCUAUGGGCGCACCCUAAGCUUGAGUGAAAGUCGCACUCUUACGUCCCCGGUUAGCACCAUUGCUCCACUCGUGGUGCGGUCUAAGCAACGUUCAUGUUCCUGCAGCAGCCAGACGGAUCUUAGCAUAGGUUCUGCCGAAGCACUAGCAGACAAUAGUAGACGAGCUUCCCCGGCACCGAGCCUUCCGAAUCUACGCACUGGAAGCAGUUGCAGCGAAAAUGUGGAAGAUAUUCAGGCGUACGUUAAAGAAGUCACAAAGGAACUAGCAACGGAAAUAAAGUCAGAAAUCCGAGAAGUCAUUUCCAAGGUUGAAGAUGUUUUGGAGAGCACCGAUAGUUUGGACAUGAGUGGUGCCGCUUUCUCUUCAUUGGGUAACAUUAGCUUCAACGACAGCAAGCGGGACUCUAUCUCGGCCAGUGAUGUGGUCGAUUACCUGAAAGAAUUCAGCAAGGGCAUGAUGAUCGAAGUUAAAUCGGAAAUCCGAGAUGCGGUCAAUGCGGUAGAUGAAAUGAUUUCGCCCGAAAACUAUCUUGGUCCUCGCAAAAACUCCCCUCCCGAUAUCAUGAAAACGGCGGGUGGAACCGGAGGACCAAAACUCCUAAUCAAGCAGCGUUACAGUGAUAUUACGCCGGAUGUACGGCGCCCAAAGUCGGCUGAUAGCGACAAGCACAGGUCGGAAUCAUUUCCGAGACCGAAUGCACCGAUUUCGGCCGUCCUAACUGCGCCUAGUGCAGAAAGUUCGGCACCCACUUUUCCCUACACGGGAGCCAUUGCCAAAACUUCCGCGGGGGAUUUCAAAUCUACCAUGUCAUCGCAGGACUCCGGCAUCAACAUGUGCUUCAGCGAGCACGAAGAGAAGUUGAAGUCGGCUCUGGGAGCAUCCGCAAAAGAUAGAAAUCGUACAAUUUCAGCUCAACUGGAAAGCGAUCGCUGCCAACCGGAUGUGCUGGCCUCUCAGAGAAGGGUAGUAUCUGAAUCGGCUGCUCCGACCGGAUCAUCGAUGGAAAUACCGUCGACAGCAACGGUUUCUACAGAUCACACCCGUCUUCCGUCCACUCCAGAGGUGGAGCUUGCGACCAACAGCAGCAGUGCUAAUAACGGUGCCAAAAGUCCUCUCAUCCGACAGCAAAACGUCAUGAAAAGUUCGCCCUCGCAAGACAUCGAUUCAGACCAGUGCAGCCCGGAUGUGAUCAAGUGGCAUAAUCUACCCAAAGAUAUUUGGAAACAAGCCGCCGAGGCCCUGGACGACUUUGACAUGAUUCGAGACGGGGACCGGAUCCUCGUGUGCCUCUCCGGGUCCAGUUCCUCGCUCUGCCUGCUGCACCUGUUGCGACAGUUCGUUCGGGCACGUCACCUCAGCAAAGUCCAGCUAGCCACCGUCAGCAUCGGAGAUUGUGGGGUCGAUCCGCGAGCCCUGAUGCUGUACCUCCGGGAGCUGGGAGUAGAGUUCUUCUACGAACAGAAUGAAACCCCCGAAAACCUACAGGAAAAGCUUACCAGUAUAGCUCAGCGCAAAGGUUACAACGUUCUGGCUCAGGGAAACACGCUGGAUAAGCUCGCCGAUCGGUUUCUGGUGUCGUUGCUUUACCAGGGCAAACUUUGUCCGAUGCAAGCCAUCACUCGGAACAGUUGUCCCAGCUCAGGCCAAGAGAUUCGCAUCAUUCGGCCGCUUCUGUACAUUCGGGAACGAACCCUUGAUGAUUAUGCGGCCUCGAAAGCCCUGCCCAGCAGACCGUCCCGAUUGUUCACUCGUCCACCGGAUGCAGCUAACAGUAUUCUACGGGUGCAGGAAGCCACCAACCCAGCCGUGUACGGAAACAUCCGGACGGCUUUGAAACCAUUGCUCGCGUUAAGAUUAGAUUCAAUGAAAACAACCUACGAAUCGUUACGAGCAUCACUGGUCACCCGAGAUUAGCAUAAAGGUCAGGGAGGGCUGAGCUAGGAAGGACGUGCAACACGUCCAGCUAACUGCAAUUAAAUGUACAACGAAACACAUCAUCCAGUAUCUAGUUUCUAAAAUAACAUAAUCAAAACUAGUUAGGGAGAUACAAUCUAUUUUUUUUUCUGUCGUUAAGUGUAGGUAUAACCUUCAAAUAAACCGAAUAAAGAUUAAAAAAACGUAACAAAUCUCAAAACUAUUCGACAAGUAAGGAGUAACAAAACUAUUACCGGUAGAAUUUUAGCCUAGGAUCCAAGAGAUGUAAAACAAUGCUUCCUCUUUUUUAUUUACUCUGAUCGAGAGCCACUGCUAAAAUGUGAAACACAAAU